CACCUCCCUGUUGAAAAAAGCCACGUCCAUUAGAAUUGAUUAUUGUAUACUUUUGCUUUUGCAAAAUGAUUCUAAUUCACUUCAUUUAGCAUCAGUCCAUGUAAGUCUCUCCAGGCCUCUCUGAUAUCAUCCCGCUGAUCAUUUCUUAUAGAACAAUAAUAUUCCAUAACAUUCAUACACCAUAACUUAUUCAGCCAUUCUCCAGCUGAUGGGCAUCCAUUCAGUUUCCAGUUUCUUGCCACUAUAAAAGGGCUGCCACAAACAUUUUUGCACAUGUGGGUCCCUUUCCCUCCUUUAAGAUCUCUUUGGGAUAUAAGCCCAGUAGAAAUAUUGCUGGAUCAAAGGAUCUGCCCUUUGGGCAUAGUUGUAAAUUGUUCACAAUCAGUUCACAACUCCAUCAACAAUGUAUCAAUGUCCCCAUUUUCCCACAUCCCCUCCAACAUUCAUCAUUAUCUGUUCCUGUCAUCUUAGCCAAUCUGUGUGUAGUAGUACCUCAGAAAUGUCUUAAUGUGCAUUUCUCUGAUACAAAGCCCCUGUUGGGGGUGAAUAACACCCCAACAAACUUCGGGUCCCCAGGCCAGUAUCACAGGUAUGGCUAAAGAAUUUGCAGACUCAGUUUGUCUCCAGGUUAAGGGGCAAAGAUUUAUUAUGCUGGCAACAGGGAGCUAAGUUCCAAAAUGGAUUAGCAAAGAACCAGGAGCAAGAAGAUAAAUUUAUAGGAAAAGGAUGGAGGGAUCUGGUGUUUCAUGUCACUGAUAAGCUAAUUUUUAUUAUCCCCCUCAAUAUUGAAUUUUAUGGUUUAGAGAUGGAAAAAGCCUCGGAAACCCUGCUGUCACAGACUGAAGUCUGGUGAGUCUGUCAGCCAGUGUAGUGUGUGGAGCUACUGCACUGUCAGGACGGCCGGCCUCAGGGCUGCUGCCACAUCUCCCCUAGAAGCUGUCCCGGCACCCAGAAUAAGGGGCUGACUGGCCCCGGAGAGUGACGGUGAAUUCGGUUUCUUUUGUUUGGUGUUGUAAGAGGAACGCAGAAGUUUAAAAACCCUCGGCUCCUACAUGUAAGGUGGUGGCGGCUGCGAGAUUUUACUGGUCCGUAGCACGAGACCCUCAGGUCUCUGGCACCCGGUUUGCCCAUUAUUAACCAGUUACCCGCGGGCAGCCUUCCCGGCUGGCCUAGCGUCGCGAGUCCUAGAUGGGAGUCCCCAGAAUCUUCCCCAGACCUUCCAAUCUUUAAAGCUCGCUCCACCAGAGGCCCAGGUCAUUGUGAGCACGAGCACUCGAUCCGGCUGAACCGGGUGUAAGGAAACCACCUACUGGACACAUGGAGAAGGCCAGGAGAGGAUGGGUCAAGGAUUUCGGUCCCCCCACCAACCCAGCAGGUGGCGCUGUGGGAACAAACCGCAGGCGGAGCUAGACGGCUCUGUUUACGCGGCUCCCAGCGUACAUGGCCUCGGCUACACAGGGGCGGAACUGGAAAGCCGCUCACGUGGGUGCGAGUGUACGGAACUCGUACCUGCCGCUUUCCGCCAGCCGCGUGGGUUUUGUGGUAAUAGUCCUGGUCAGAGGCUCCCGAACUCGCGAUGUCUUGGUAGAGAGCCCGGACUUCUAGUUCCCCCAACUUGCCCGGUUUCCAGCGGCCGGAUCCCCCGGGUGGGAAGGGAGCGUCUGCUGUCUCGUCUACACCGUAGAUCCGACUGCCGGCGGGAGGCCAGUGUGCGGGACAUGCUGCAGUGGCCGGCUCGCCUAUGGGCCCCUGUCCGGCGCGCUUCGGCUUUUCUCCCAGCGCGGCUCCUCUCACGGAAGAACUCUUUCCCGAGGACGCCCCCCUGGAAGGCGGGACCUCGGCCUGAGGCCCGGCCGGGGGGCGCGGAGCUGCUUCGUCUCCGGGAGGACGACCUGCCCCUGCCCGGACGGCAGGAAGUGCUGUUUGGGCUGGCUCCCUGUGCCCUCGCACUGCGGGCUGCGCGUCGAGAUGUGACCCGUCUCCUCCUCCUAAAGGGGGGGGCGGGAUCCGGGGCGCGGGAUAAGCUGGCUCGAGCCGCCGAGGCUCUGGGCGUCCCGGUGCAGCCCAGGAGGCGCCGGGAGCUGGAUACCUUGUGUGGGGGUCAGGUUCAUCAGGGUGUCUGUAUGGAGGUGGCCCCUCUGCUCCCCACGGCCUAUCAGAAGGACGAAGAGGCCUGGCCGGCAGAGGGGCCGGCGGCCCGGCGCCUGUGGCUAAUCCUAGACGAGAUCCAAGACCCUCGGAACCUGGGCGCCGUACUGCGCACCGCACAUUUCCUGGGAGUGGAUAAGGUCAUCACCAGCCAGAUAAACAGUUGCCCCCUGACUCCAGUGGUUAGCAAGGCCAGUGCAGGAGUCAUGGAAGUAAUGGAUAUCUUUGCAACUGAUGAUCUUCCAGGCUUGUUGAAGGAUAAGGCUCAACAAGGCUGGCUUGUUGCAGGCACUGUGGGUUGCCCAGGGUCUGGGAUUGUUCAGUGCUCUAACGUCCCCAUUACCAGUUGUCGAGAGUUCCUCUGGGACCGAUCUACUCUUCUGGUGUUAGGAAAUGAAGGUUUUGGGCUAUCCCAUGAUGUCAGAAGCCUGUGCCAUAUUUUGCUAACCAUCCAGCCUGGGCGGGAGCUCAUCCCAGAAGUGGAGUCCUUGAAUGUCUCUGUGGCUGCAGGGAUCCUUCUCUAUUCCAUCAUCAGCCAGAGGAAAGGGCAUGGAGAUUGGCUUCAGAAGGAAACAAGUGCUGUUGCUUGUGACUCUCCACAAUCCUCAACUUCUUCUGAAAAGCCUGAACCUGGAACCAGCCAAGGCCUAGGACUAUAGGAGCCAACUGUGGCUGCAGAACCAGCUAAGGCCUAGGGUUGUGGGAACCAACUGUGGCUGCAGAACCAGCCAAGGCCUAGGGUUGUGGGAGCCAACUGUGACUGCAGAGCCCAGAUCAGGAAGAGAGGGACCAAAGGAGGAAUUCCCAGAGGGGGGUUGACUUGGAUUUUGGGCCUCUGGGCAUGUGUAUGUGCAAAUGUGUGUGCCUAUCUGUGUACUGGGUUUGACUGGGUUCUUGUUCCCCCACCUCCUAAAUGAAAUGAAGCCUUUCUGGAUCCUUUUCCAACUUCUCAAGGCCCUGUUUCUGCCCUUGCACUAAUGAUUUUGCAGCUGUUUUCUUCCUGAUAGAAUGUAAGCUCUAUAAGGACAGGGACUGGUUUUUUUUCUAUUUGUAUGUCAGGACAGUUGAGAACUAGGUUACUGAUUGUGAUUGCAUACAUGGAUAGGUCCAAAUACCUGUUUGAGUCCUUGAUAAUGUUCAUGUACAGACAAACCACACCAAUAUGCAUUUAUUCAUAAUAAUUGCAGCCCAAACUGGGAGUCUUCAGUAUAUGGGAAGGAAUUCAUUGUAUUGUCUGUAAAAGAAGAAAAAUGAUAGCACCUCUCCCUUCAAGGGUUGACUUAAGAAUCACAGGAAAUGAAUGUGACACGGUUUGUUAGAGGAUUGCAAAUUUAGUAGUAGAAAAGAUCUCAGAGGCUGUCCUAUCUACUCCGUCCAACCCCAUCCGUGUCGUUGAGGGGAUAAGUCACAGGGAGUGAGGUUAGGUGAUUUCCUAAGACCUCUGAGCCUCAAAGAAGAAGAUAGGAAGAAGAGGAAUCCCUGCUGCUGUAGAAGAAGCACUGACAGAGUGUCAGAACUAGAAGAGACCAUCUCAUCUUAACAGUAUUUUACAGAGGAAGAAACAGGCCCAGAGAGUUAAAGGAGGCCAGACAGCAUAUUUGUUACAAGUCAGGACUAGAGCUGUUAAUUCCCCAGCUCCUGGUCUGGUGCUCUCAUGUCCCCUGCAGAGCCCAACCCACUGGGGAUCCUCCUCAGCCCAGAAAGCUUUGGCCACAGGGAGGCCUAAGUAGGUUUGGCUAGAUGCCUUUUAUCUCCCUUUCUUUCUAUUUUCUGAGAAUCAAAAAGACUGCCAUUGAGAUUUUAAUUUGUAGAUCAUGCCUUUCUUUUUUUUUCCCCUUCUUAUUUUUAAAAAUAGAAAUUAUUUUAUACUACUAAUAAUUUCCAGUCAACCACUGCUCACCAAAAGAACUUUUCCUUAUGACCAACAGAGGGAAUUGACAAAGCUGUAUUAGACAAAGUAUUUACACAAAGGGAUAUAUGUUUCAUUAUCAACCCCCUGAAAUCAAGAUUGGUCAUUUUAUUUAUCUGAUUUCUGAUUUAUGUUAGUAUUUGGAGUCAGUAUAUGGAAUUUUUUCCCCUCCUCUUUUGCUUUCUUCAUUCUGUAUUAAUUCAUAGACGUCUUUUCCAAUUGAAGUUUUGUGGCACAAGAAUAUUCCAUUAUAACUGUUGAAUAUAAUUUGUCCACUCCAGACCUGACUUUUCUUUGAAAAUUUGGAUCUUACUACAUCUUCUUCCCCAUCCUCUCCCACCAUUACCCAAAUGAUACAUUGGGAUAUUCUGUCUGUAUUCUGUCUGGGACUACCUGUUCUAGGUGCAUUUUUUUCUCACCACCACAGGCCCUCCUAUGAUAUUUUUCCACAAGAGGGAAGCUUUAUUCUUUUCUCUUUUUUGCUUUUCAAAAUUUUUAUAUAUUUUUUCUUUUUUUCCCCUGAGCCAGUUGGAGUUAAGUGAAUUGCCCAGGGUCACAUAGCUAGGAAGUGUUAAGUGUUUGAGGCCAAAUUUGCACGCAGAUCCUCUGGACUUCAGGGCUGGUGCUCUAUCCAUUGUACAGACUAGCUGCCCCAUUUUUAUUCAUUUUUUUGUGUUUCAAUUUUAUUUUGCAUUCCAAAUUUUCCUCCUCUCCUCCCCCUCACACCUGAUUAAGAAGGAAUGGAAAACAAAACCCAUUCCAAGUAAGUAUAGUUAGGUAAUACAAACUCCAACACCAGCCAUGCCAUAUCCAAAAAAGAAAAUAGGCUUUCAUGAAUGUGCAAGGACUAGAUCCUUAGGUACCUGAAGCCCUUGGGCCUGUCCAUACGGGCUUUGUGGAUCCCCAGCAUGGUGAGCCAGGGAGAAGGAGGGGAACUGUGAAUUUGGUUAUUUGCUCUCAGGAGGAAGAGGGUCUAGAGUCUCUGGGAAUCCUUUGUGAGACCUGGAUAUCUCCAUUAGGUGGCGCUCUUGGUCUUUGGUAAAUCUGUGCCUAAGCUGAAGGCUUUGACAUAGGAGGAGGUGAUUAGCACCCCUGACCUCUUCCUCCCGAGGCUGCUCUGAUUUCUUGGGGUUAUGGAGACGAAAUCUCUUUCUCAAACCAAGUUAACCCGACAAUGUCUAGUGUCAGGAUUGUGGAGAUCAUAGCAUCUUGCAGACUUGAAUCUGGAAGAGACCUUAUAGGUUAUUUAGUGUAAUAUCUUCAUUUUAUUUUAUUUUAUCUUAUUGUUUUGUUAUUCUAAACUUAAAUGCCAAAUAAAGUGAGCAUUUCCUUGUUGAAUGUGGAACAUGAGAGGAGUGUAAUGCAGCUGAAUAUUAUUUAGAGCCCUUAUUUUAAAAAAUAAUAUUGUUUAAUAUUUUCCAGUUACAUAUAAAAAAAUUUGACAUUCACUUAAAAAAAUUUUGUGUUUCCUCCCCUCACCCCUUCCUUGAUAAGGCAAGCAGUUUGAUAUCAAAUGUGAAGUUAGAGAGCUUGUUUUUAAGUUUUAUAAUAAAUUUACCUUGUAACUUUUAAAGUUA
Molecule: messenger RNA, 5634 nt
Organism: Antechinus flavipes (yellow-footed antechinus)
Lineage: Eukaryota; Metazoa; Chordata; Mammalia; Dasyuromorphia; Dasyuridae
Gene: MRM1
Product: mitochondrial rRNA methyltransferase 1
Exons: 5
Coding region: 1338-2807 (489 amino acids)
Biological process (GO): rRNA methylation
Cellular component (GO): mitochondrion
Molecular function (GO): RNA methyltransferase activity; RNA binding
Source: RefSeq, a predicted model, not a curated record